Molecule: messenger RNA, 1012 nt
Organism: Cuscuta campestris
Lineage: Eukaryota; Viridiplantae; Streptophyta; Magnoliopsida; Solanales; Convolvulaceae
Source: the annotation of a GenBank genome assembly
GUGGCAGGAUGCUUUCAAAGGAGAAACUUAGGGACUGUUUGUUUCAGCCUCUUAAUGGUUCAAAUGUGUGAAUGAUUCAGCACUUAAUGGUUCAGACUGUUUGUUUCAGCCUCUUAAUGGUUCAGAUGUCUGAAUGGUUAAGAGAUUUGCCUCUGAAUGGUUAAGUAUUAUACAGAGUCUGAAUGGUUAAGACCUCUUAUCUGAAUUGAUCAGACAUUUGCCUCUGAAUAGUUAAGCAAUAUACUAGCUCUUAAUGGUUCAGACCUCUUACUGCGGCUCAUCUCCAUCACUAUUCGUAGCAAGCCAGCCCGGCCCGCCGUCUCCAAGUCCAACAGUCAACAGAUCUUCUCCCCGCGCCGAUUAUUUCCCGGUCGUCAUCUCCUUCUUAGAUGGCUUCUUCUCUCGCAUUCCGAUCACAUCAUCGCAUCUUCUCAUCUAUCACAUUACGCCGGCCAGAAACCAAUUUCUCCUCCGGAAAUCACAAUGGUUCCCUGGAUUCAACCCACAAAUCACGGCGGAUUCCAUCCGGAUUCGCGAUGAAUUUGGCCCGUACCUAGCAGCAUCGGAUACUCUGUCCUUCUACAGAAAUGAGUGGAAAUCAGGCUUGAAGUUCAUUUUUCCUGUUUCAUUUACAAGGGAGGGAAGCCAUGGAAAACUGUGAAGCUCUUCAAGGAAAUAAAUACAAAAGGGAUUGAACUGAGUUUUGAACCAAACGUGACAACAUAAUUAUAAAGCUUGUGUGAAAAUAUAUGAGGGUUGAGGAUGCACACAAGGUGUUCGAUGGAAUCUGAGUUUUGAGCCGAAUGCAAUUUCUUCAGAUGUCUUGAAAAGCCAAGCGAGGUUGGAUACAUGUGUGAUGCUAAUGAAUUAAGCAGAUCACAUAAGAAGAUCACAUAAGCAUCUCCGUUUUCAGUUCCAUCUGUCCAUGGCCGCUAGCCGAUGGUCCGCAGACACACUACAGAGGCUAAUCCAUCCAAGUCAAGACCGAGGUUCAAAAUUGAUGAUGAAUGGG